AUGAAUGACAUGAACCUGAGUCCAGUGGGUAUGGACCAGCUCAGUGUCCCCUCAGUGAGCUCCAGCCACCUGGGUCUACCCAGUUCUCCCACGCACAAUCCAAUCCCCACCCCAGGCAUGCCUGUGGCUAUCCCCAGCCUGGGUCCUUCCCUCGGCUCCCUCCCCUCUGCGCUCUCUCUGAUGCUUCCCAUGGGUCCGCUGGGUGAUAGAGGGGUGAUGUGUGGCCUUCCUGAGAGGAAUUACUCCCUGCCUCCUCCUCCAUAUCCCCACCUGGAGAGCAGUUACUUCCGACACCUACUGCCAGGUAUUUUGUCCUACCUGGCUGACCGUCCGCCUCCUCAGUAUAUACAUCCCAGCAGCCUUAGCAUGGAUGGCUCCCUGUCUGUUUCCAGCAACAAUCCCUCUAGUUUGGACCCCUACAGUGGAACUGGGGGCCCACUGGAGCAAGGCCUGGUGCCCAUGGAUACAAGACAGGUCAGCGGUCAGGGAGACCUUCACCAGGCUGGCCCUCAUGAGCUGGACUCAACAGGGCUGGCAAUGGAGUCUCGUGUUAACAGCCCCCUGUCCCCUGACCGGAUGGGGGAGGAGCUUACCAACAUGGAUGGGGUCGGGGUGGUGGCGGUGUCCGACGCCCAGCAGCUCGGUGGAGGAAGGCAGCCUCAGCCCCAUGAAGCCCUGACAGGGGUGGACUCCUCUGGUGGGGUGAUGCCACUUCAUGGACCUCCUGUGUUGGAACUGCCUGUGGUGAUGGAGUCGGAUCACAUGGGAGGCAGAGUGGGAACCUCCGGGACGGGAGGAGGAGGAGGCGGUGGGCUCGGGGAGCAGCUCCACGGGAAUGGAGAAAUGAACCCCGGCGUGGUGAGCGUAGUGCUCACAGGCUCCAUGUCCAACCAGAGCCAACUUGAACCUGUGUCUCUCCAUGGACACACCGGGAUGGGUCUGGAGGCAGUGAAUGUAUCCUCCAUCACUGCUGAGGUGUCCUUAGGUGCAGAAAACAACCUGGUCCUCGUCAACCCCACCCUGCAACUGGAGGAUCCUGCUCCCAAUAAGGAGAACAUGGCCGCUCCCUGCUCCAUCUGGUGCACGCUGUGUGAGCGCUCGUAUACCUCAGACUGUCCGGAGCACGGCCCGGUCACCUUUAUCCCUGACACGCCCAUCCAAAGCAGGGCUCGCCUCUCUCUGCCGCGUCCUCUCUGUCUUCGUAUCUCUGUGACUGAUGAGCCACUUGGAGUAUUUGCACGGGACGUCAUUUCUCCAAGGACCUGCUUCGGACCGAUGGUUGGCCAGCACUGUAGCAACGUGGAUCUCUCUAAUUGGCCCGAAAAGGAUGCACCUCAGAUUUGGAAGAUGUACCACAACAAUGUGCUGGAGUUCUACAUUGUGACGACAGAUGAGAACGAGUGCAACUGGAUGAUGUUUGUGCGCAAGGCGAGGAGCCAAGAAGAGCAGAACCUGGUGGCCUACCCAGCCAACGGUAAACUGUUCUUCUGCGCAACCACAGAGAUUCACCCUGACCAGGAGCUGCUCUUCUACUACAGCCCAGACUACUGCAGGCUGAUGGGUGUUCCUCAGGUACCUGAUGGCCAGAUCUGCCAGUGUGGCAAAGAGUGCUCAUCAUUCUCUGAGUUAAAGUCUCAUCUCAACAGCCAUAAUAGUAACCACAGCCAUUCCCAGCCUCCUCACUGCCACAGCCCAUCGCUUCAGCACCACGCUCAGACGCAGCAACAGCAACCAGCACCACCUCAGCAGCAACAAGAGCUGCAACCACAGCAGCCUCAACACGUUCCCUCUGAGGAGAAACUCCUCAACGGCACGUCAAGUUCCUCGUCCUCACCUUGGCCCUGUAACAAUCCCGCCGCAGGACAAACAAAUGGCGACAGCAGCCGCAACGGGAACUCCAACAAUGCUGCCACCAGAGGUAAAGGCCAGGGCAGCGUGCGGGAGAAGAAGUUCAAAUGCAGCAUGUGCUCUCGGGCAUUCAUCACCUCCACUAAGCUAAACGUGCACUUCAUGGGGCAUGUGGGGAUGAAGCCUCAUAAGUGUGAGUACUGCAGCAAGGCGUUCAGUGAUCCCAGCAACCUCAGGAAGCACCUCAAGAUUCACACAGGUCAGAAGAACUUUAAAUGCACAGUUUGUGGGAAGUCAUUCACGCAGAAAUCUCACGUUGCUUCACAUAUGCUCAUCCACACCGGUGCAGAGAAACUCAAGUGUGACCUUUGCGACAAAUCAUUUAUCCGCAAACAAGACCUGAGACAACACAUGUUCUCUCACACAAAUGAGCGCCAGAUUCAGUGCACAAAGUGCAACAAGCACUUCCUGAAAACCAACCACCUGAAGAAGCACAUGAACUCUCAUGAGGGUAAAAGAGACUUUGUCUGUGAGAAGUGCCACAAAGCUUUCCUCACUAAAUACCACCUCACACGUCACCUUAAGAUCUGCAAAGGGCCCAAGAGAGACAGAACGACUCGAAAGGAGCAGAGUGCUUUAAAGGAAGAGGAGGAGGAAGACGAGGAAGAAGACGAGGAGGAAGAAGAGGAGAAUAGAGGAAGAAGAGGAGGUGUAGAGAGACUGAAUGAUGAGGAUUAUGGUUUAGAUGUUGGAGGUUAUAACUCUGAAAAAUCCCUUUCCCCUCCUCAUUAAGACAGAGUGCCUCUUGGAAUAUUUGUUUUAUUUAUUUACUGUAUACAUUGCUAUAUACAUUUUACACAUAUAUGCCACAUUCUACAAAAAAGUGAUGCUACAUUAUAUGAUGUAACAAUUAUUUUAAAAUUCUUCUAAAAUAUUAUUGCUGCUAUAGUAUUAUAUAUGUAAAAUUCUGUUUAUUAUGCCUUGUCUGUUUUAAUAUUUCUUGAGUUUAUUGGUUAUUUUAUAAUGUCUUGACAUUGUUGUAACUAUUAACCUACUUAUUUUACAGGAAUUGCCAUUUUCUGUACCAGAAAAGGGCUUCUGUGUCAGUGUUUUGUCAAAUGUUUUA
Molecule: messenger RNA, 2974 nt
Organism: Cyprinodon variegatus (sheepshead minnow)
Lineage: Eukaryota; Metazoa; Chordata; Actinopteri; Cyprinodontiformes; Cyprinodontidae
Gene: prdm4
Product: PR domain containing 4
Exons: 10
Coding region: 1-2640 (879 amino acids)
Biological process (GO): regulation of transcription by RNA polymerase II; cell fate commitment
Cellular component (GO): cytoplasm; nucleus
Molecular function (GO): DNA-binding transcription factor activity, RNA polymerase II-specific; RNA polymerase II cis-regulatory region sequence-specific DNA binding; histone deacetylase binding
Source: RefSeq, a predicted model, not a curated record